AUGCUGCUUCAUCGACGCUUUGUCUCUAUUCAUCUUCUGGCCGCUCUCAGUGGAUUAGUGAGCGGUCAAUCCAACCAUGGGGCCAACUCAACCUGUCAAGCGAUUGCAAAGGCAAUAUCGCCGCUGUCGGAGGUCUUUUACCCAGGAGCAUCCCAAUACAGCGCAGACAUCAAGCAUUGGGUUGAAUCGAGUACUCAACAGGCAACUUGCUCUGUUGAGCCCGGAAGUGUUCAAGACGUUUCGACAAUCCUCAAAAUUCUGGGUUCCACUCGAACACCAUUUGCAGUCAAGGGGGGUGGUCAUUCCUUCAAUCUAGGGUUUUCGUCUACAACUGGCGUCCAAAUCGCCAUGACUCGAUUCUCAAACGUGACUUUGAACAAAAACGAACAAACUGCAGAGAUAGGCCCAGGCAUGAUUUGGCACGAUGUGUAUGAGCAGUUGGCGCCAUUCAAUGUUACAGUUGUUGGUGGAAGGGUUCCAGCUGUUGGUGUCGCUGGGUUUACACUGGGAGGAGGACUUUCCUACACGUCCAGUCAGCAUGGGCUGGCAAUAGAUACUGUGCAAGCCUUCGAGCUAGUGCUGCCGAAUGGGACUAUUACUACGGUAACAGCCGAUAACAAGGACCUUUUCUUCGGAUUGAAGGGUGGAUUCAAUAAUUUUGGUAUUGUGACCAAAUUCACAUUCAAAACAUUUCCGCAAGGCGAGAUCUGGGCAGCCAAUGUUGUUGUUCCAGAACAAGGGCUGGGCGUUUUGAACACCGCCGUCGCCAAUUUUGCGGCGAACAACACAGAUCCGAAGGUAGCGCUGAACGUCGAGUAUAGCUAUGCAUCAGGAGUACUGUCAGCGACUGCUGUAAUUUUCUAUGAUGCGCCGACGCCACCUCCGGGCUUGUUUGACGCACUGCUCUCAAUCCCUGGAAGCACUGUGAAUGCAUCUUCGACGGCCUUCUUUCCUUUUGUUUCUGGUAUUCUUAACAAUUUUGGCGGAAGUCGCAUAUCCCUCGGCGAUGCGCCAGUGGCAGCCUUCUCACCUGCAGUCCUAAAUGCUAUAGUGAACGAAACAUCUUUCUGGGGACAAACUCUGACGCCUCACUCUGCAUCCCUCAUCAUGCAUGUCGUGGAGAUCUUCCUUCCCACGUAUUUCUCCCACGGCGCAGCAUCUGCCUAUCCUCCCAACCGGUCCGCCUUCAGCGAGCCUAUCGAUUUGUACUUUGCGUGGAAUGAUCCGCAGGCUGACGACAUUAUGCAUGACGCGGUUGUACAAAGUCAAAAGCAGUUGAAGAUCGCGGCUAUUGCAGACGGUCAGAAAGUCGCAGAUGCACCGCUUUAUCCCAACUACGCACCUUUUGAUACGCCUUUGGAGUUGCUGUACGGAAGCAACGUGAACAGGCUACGGGGGAUCAAGAGGACUAUCGAUCCGUACAAUGUCAUGGGGCUAGCUGGGGGGUUCAAGUUCUGAACGCUGCUGUAUAGACGACACUAGUCUCUGCUAUUUACUACCAUACAUUUUAAUCAUGAAAGGCUCGCCAAUAGGAUGGCCUGACCAUAAUCAUAGUGAUAUUUGUACUUGUCGAGGUCGGUAUUCUGGAUAGAUUUCUAUACAAUCAAGAUGAAGCAUUGUGCCC
This is a messenger RNA of Heterobasidion irregulare TC 32-1, 1624 nucleotides long. RefSeq lists its product as uncharacterized. Lineage: Eukaryota; Fungi; Basidiomycota; Agaricomycetes; Russulales; Bondarzewiaceae. The transcript is spliced from 12 exons. Gene Ontology annotation, molecular function: oxidoreductase activity; FAD binding. Bases 1 to 1458 code for a protein of 485 amino acids. The record is from RefSeq and is a predicted model, not a curated record.